Molecule: messenger RNA, 377 nt
Organism: Hippocampus comes (tiger tail seahorse)
Lineage: Eukaryota; Metazoa; Chordata; Actinopteri; Syngnathiformes; Syngnathidae
Product: histone deacetylase 4-like
Exons: 2
Source: RefSeq, a predicted model, not a curated record
CUUUCCUUUUUUUAAUCCUUUUUUGUCACCCAGUUGACGUGAGCGCAGCAGCCCUGCCCGCGCCGGUGCCCCCCACGGCCACAACGAUCCUCCCUAUGGACCUGCGGAUGGUUGACCACCACCACCACCACCAACAGACCCCCUACGGUUUAGUCCCCCAGCCACACCCUGCGCCGCCCACCUCCACCGCUUGCCCCACAUCAAAUGAGCCGAGCAAUGGGCCGUGCAUUAGCCACCAAGAGCAGCAGCUGCAGCACGAGCUGGUGGCUCUCAAACACAAACAGCAGCUCCAGAGGCAGUUACUCAUUGCUGAGUUUCAGAGGCAGCAUGAACAGCUGUCCAGACAACACGAAGCCCAGCUUCAUGAUCACAUCCAG